UCAAAAGUCUUACCGAAAGUCAAAAUCUUACCGAAGGUCUAAAGUCCUACCGAAAGUUAAAUACUAUUUUCACCCGAGUCAAGCCCCUUUUGGAAAAUAUCACUUCGACAAAGCGGGGUCGUCUAAGCGGAUCUACCCCACAUAGGCAGAA
Molecule: messenger RNA, 151 nt
Organism: Racocetra persica
Lineage: Eukaryota; Fungi; Glomeromycota; Glomeromycetes; Diversisporales; Gigasporaceae
Source: the annotation of a GenBank genome assembly